AUGGACGAAUCACCCCACCCCGUCAGUGAUAGGUAUACCUUGAGCCUGGAUCAAAGCUUGCAAGAACUGCAAGAAAAGAUUAACCAACACCGGGAAGAGCUUGCAGCGCUUCAACGAAAUGCCAACUCGAGGCAGAAUGGAUCCGGACCAGGGAGAGAACCUUAUGAAGUCAUGAGAGGCGCCUUCGAGCAAGUUGCUAGCACACCUCCAUUCGUACCUUUCUCGGAAUCCGUUUUACCCGCGCUACUGGCCUUGCGAACGACUCAUCAGACCGUUCUUGAAUCCCGAGCCUAUCUGACCAGUCAAGGAGCCACUUUUGAUCAGGCCAAAGGAAGGCUCGAGGUUGAGCAAGCGAGCUUGACUGACCAACAAACCCUUCAGCAGAGAUUGGAGAAGCGAAUUCAGUCUCUCAAAGACGAGGCCGAAUCUCGGAUGGAAUUAACGCCUGAACGAGCAGCCAAGGAAAGACUGGACGAACUGAGGCAGAAGAAGAAGCGUUACGACAGAGAGACGACUAAGCUACUCAAAGCUUUGAGAAACUUCAUUGACGGUCAUCUUGGAAGUCAACUAGCUGCCGAAGACCUCGGUGGACCCGUCGUGGGAGACAUGAUGGAAAUUGACUCGGAUCAACUCGGCGCUGGUUUCAAUGCCCAGGGCCGACCAGUCAAGGUCAAAUCCAAGGUGGACGAGGAUAAACGACAACGACGCCUCGAAGAAGUUUGGGGUCUACCUCAGGAGGAUGCAGGCCGAGAACAAGGCAAUGCGGACGAAGCAGCGGCUGCUGGUCGCGAGAUGCGCGACCUUACAGAACAGCUUCUAAACCAACAUGCAGAAGCAGCUGGCGACAGCACCGCGGCGUAUGUUAAGUUAUCAAAGGAAACAGCAGCGGCGCGAUUCCUCGUCAGGUCCAAGGUCGCUCAAUUCCAUCCUCGGGACGCGACGAGGCUCAAGCUCAUUGAUUUUGGAAGAGAGCUGGACGACUAG
Colletotrichum phormii is the source of this 984-nucleotide messenger RNA. RefSeq lists its product as uncharacterized. The transcript has 2 exons. Lineage: Eukaryota; Fungi; Ascomycota; Sordariomycetes; Glomerellales; Glomerellaceae. The coding region runs from base 1 to 984 and encodes 327 amino acids. Gene Ontology annotation, biological process: mitotic sister chromatid segregation; kinetochore assembly. Gene Ontology annotation, cellular component: nucleus. The record is from RefSeq and is a predicted model, not a curated record.